CCACUAUCAAUAACCCAGGACUACGACUAGGGACUACUGUCUCUACCUUCGACUUCUAGUCCCUUCUAGAGCCACCCUUCACAUGAUCAGCAUCAGAGUCAUAACAGGGUCCAUCUUAUCCCAGCCCGACCCCUCCAGGAAUCCAAUCCAUCGAACACGUCACACCCACCCCUCAUUUCAAUCAAUCAAUCCAAACCCACAGGGCCCGGGCACAGACAAAGACGCGGCUCUAACCAGUCCAAUCCCUAAUGCGGACCCCUCACUGCUGUCCACACUCGAAUUCCUUACCAUCCACUCAGUUCUAGAUUGAACUUACGAAAUAACCCCAAUUCCCACUCAAUCAUAUAUACUCAAACCUACCACAUGCUCCCUCAUUAAGAACAAUCUCUAACUUCCCCAUAACCCCCAAAAUAAACGACCAAAAACCUCAUCUACC
Molecule: messenger RNA, 436 nt
Organism: Aspergillus ibericus CBS 121593
Lineage: Eukaryota; Fungi; Ascomycota; Eurotiomycetes; Eurotiales; Aspergillaceae
Exons: 1
Coding region: 83-310 (75 amino acids)
Source: RefSeq, a predicted model, not a curated record